Lactuca sativa (garden lettuce) is the source of this 468-nucleotide messenger RNA. Its product is annotated as glucan endo-1,3-beta-glucosidase 11-like. Gene Ontology annotation, biological process: carbohydrate metabolic process. NCBI's taxonomy places the organism in Eukaryota, Viridiplantae, Streptophyta, Magnoliopsida, Asterales, Asteraceae. The record is from RefSeq and is a predicted model, not a curated record. Gene Ontology annotation, molecular function: hydrolase activity, hydrolyzing O-glycosyl compounds.
AUGGAGGCAGAUGCGUUUCAAGGAAGGAUGGGGUUGGUGUACACCGCAAGCAGAAGAAGAUUGAUUAGAAUCUACAAUGUCGAUCAUGAAGUUCUCAAAGCGUUCAAAGGAUCGGGAAUCGAGAUCAUUAUCGGGCUAGGAAACAAAUUCUUGAGAGAUAUAAGCAAAACCCAGGAUCGAGCCACGGAUUGGGUGAAAAACAACAUCGAACCCUUCGUCCCCGGGAACCAUAUCCAUGGAAUUGCAGUCGAAAAUGAGGUUCUAGGCGGCGGCGAUCAGGAACUCUGGGAGGUCUUGCUACUGGCGGUGAAAAACACCCACAUCGCUCUUGACCUCCUACACCUAGACAAUGAUUUUGAGGUUUCAAGCCCACAUUAUGAUGGUGUAUUUGCUAGUUCGUUCCCUCCAUCAGCCAGGGCGUUUAAGGAAACCCUAGUUCGCUCCUUCAUUAAUAAGAUUGUUCAAUGA